CUAGAGUUGAGUUAGCACCUCAACAGGACUCCCACGAGACUUCUUGUUGCCCAAUGCUACUAUCAUGGAUAUGCUACCUUCAUCCACCAAUUCCAGUCCCUCCAGCAUAGCAAUGGGAGUGUUGACGUCUCCCACCACCAUAGCUAUCACUCCAAGUAGCAUAGGGUACCAGUUCAUCAUUCCCAACACCACUUACUAUUGCAUCUGCAGGGCCCGACAGCAUGGUUUGACUCCAAAUGAAUAUAUUGAGGCUAUGGCAAUGGAGCUUGAGGAUUUGGACGACGAAAGGAUGGAUACCUUUAAAAGAAUGGCGACUCAGAAGAAGAAGGUGGCGCGAGCAUACAACAAAAGGGUGAAGAAGAAAAGUUUUGUGGAAAGCGAGUUGGUGGGGAAGGUCAUCUUGCGUCCAAGGACAAAAGACACAGAAUUGGAAAAAUGAUCACCCAAUUGGAAGGGCCAUCCAAGGUGCAUGCAAUCUUGAGACAUAAUGCAUACCAAUUAUUUAAUCUAGAUGGAGUUCUCCAUAAAAAGUGCAUCAAUGUACACCAUCUUAAAAGGUCCUAUCCUAGUAUCUUAAAAGUGGCACAAUCUAAAGUUCAAGAAGAAGUGGUGCAAGGCCAUUGAGUUGACCCACAUGGGACUGGCCUUAAGGCCACUGAGCUGUGGUAUCAUCAAAAUUAAAGCAAUAGUAUAAUGGACAAACGGUUUUCAGAGAAGUUGUUCUACUGUUCCUAUCAUGGUCAGAUAAGUUAAACAAAGCAAGCAGAAGGGCUUUAUCUGCUCAAAAUAGUUCAUAUACAGUACAGUGGGUGGCAAUGGCAUAUCAAAAGGCUCAACCCUGGUCAUCAAAUAACAAUCACAAGUAGAGGACUCAACCCUACUCAUCAGUUCACGGCUAAAAAUCAGGGCUCAGCCUAUACAUCAUCAAAAUCAAAUCAAUACAAAAGUCGAUCACACGGUUGUACAAAUGUGCAAUGGAGAUGGAGGAAUAACUAUGAGUGCAUAAAAAAUAACCUCAAACUACUGGGGUACAACUCAAUCACAGAAAGUUGAGACUCGAAGGAGUCCAGCGGCGAUCCCAAAGCUCAUUAUGGUCUCUUUUCUGUUUGGCUAGAUGCUACCUCCAAGCAAGCCACUCCCUGGAUUGCUGACAGUUGGUGCUCAAGGAUUACGCUAAGCCCUAAAGGCAAGCCUCUUUCUCUGUCCGAAGCCUAGAGAUGUUAACCAAUCUAGCCAUGUUGUCACUUGCUUUGACAAAUUCUCUCUUCAAUUCUGCAAUGAGCUCUGCCAUCUUCUGCUCUUUGGUUUGGAGAUUGGCUUUGAGCAGGGCAACUGUGUCACUAUGAGCAAUGAUGGUAGCUUCUACCUACUCACUUUUUAUCUUGUAGUCCUGGAACUAUUUCAGUUGCAGUUCUAAGGAAGUGUCCUCAGAAGUGACUCUUUGAUAGCUCGUGAAGAGAUGUGUUAAGUAUGUCUGGAGAGUUCUUAAAUGAGCCCGAUCAUUGUCAGAUAAACGGGUUCAAAACAGAAGGGCAAUUGAGCUAUUAGCAUGAGUAAUGUUAUUGAAAGUUAGCCGGUCUAAGGACAAAGCAAAAAGCUGUCGGAUGUCCUCUUGAGCAAUCUGAGCCUUGACUGGAUUGGGUACAGGGUUUGAAAAUGAAGAGAUGAUCAAUGAGGUAGAUAGGAACGAGAGAUCCAAUCUGGUUAGUAGACAAUCGAACCUAAAAAGCUUUGGUACUAUGAAAGCAAAAUGUGGAAAGAGGGGCAUCAUUGGAACAUGAAAAAGGACAGAGACCGAGUUAACAAUUUUCUAUAGUAAAGAAAAUCUGCAAAAGUGGCAGAGAUACUUAGGGGACAAGAGCAGUAGAUGUUGAAGGAUUCUUUCUGGAACUCCUGGCGGGUUCAUAAGUCGGCUCUGUGGAAUCCUCCUUAACAAAAGUAGCAUCAAGCCUUCAGCCCAAAAACAUGGUAUGAAUCUCUCUUACAAACUUCAUCAAAUUGCCAUCUUGGCUGGUGAAGGGCUGGAAAUCAGAAGAGGUGGGUGCAGCUGGCUAUUUGACAAUUGAAACGUCUAACGGAACCCAGAAAGUCUGACGGGGUUGUCACAUGUAACGAUGCUGGACACACUGUGUCGGCUAGUGGGGAUAUGGAGAAGAAUCUGGUGCUAGAAUUCUGAGGGGUGACAGCUACAGAACCUUCCUAGACUGGUGGUGUCAUCUACCUCCUUCUAAGAACGAGUAAACUAAAGAUGGCAGUGCUUUUUUUUAAUAGGAACAGAGAAAUAAAAGGAAAUAAUGCCUUUUUUUAGCUGUGAUACCAUGAAAUAGAGUAGAAAGGAAGAAGAAAGAGAGAUGAUGAAGGAGCUAAAAGCUUAAAGCUUUAUUAUUCCCUCAAA
Messenger RNA from Hevea brasiliensis (rubber tree), 2395 nucleotides. RefSeq lists its product as uncharacterized. Bases 65 to 439 code for a protein of 124 amino acids. NCBI's taxonomy places the organism in Eukaryota, Viridiplantae, Streptophyta, Magnoliopsida, Malpighiales, Euphorbiaceae. The transcript is spliced from 3 exons. The record is from RefSeq and is a predicted model, not a curated record.